Molecule: messenger RNA, 1371 nt
Organism: Neopelma chrysocephalum (saffron-crested tyrant-manakin)
Lineage: Eukaryota; Metazoa; Chordata; Aves; Passeriformes; Pipridae
Gene: ENDOG
Product: endonuclease G
Exons: 3
Coding region: 16-921 (301 amino acids)
Biological process (GO): apoptotic DNA fragmentation
Cellular component (GO): mitochondrial inner membrane; nucleus
Molecular function (GO): nucleic acid binding; metal ion binding; single-stranded DNA endonuclease activity
Source: RefSeq, a predicted model, not a curated record
CCCACCGGCACGGCCAUGCUGCGGGCGCGCUGGGCGCUGCCGUUCGCGGUGGGCGCGGGGCUGGGGGCGGCCCUGGCCCCCCGGCACCGCCGGGAUUCCCCGGAUCCGCGGGGCGAGGCGGCCGAAGGGCUGCUGGCCCGGCUGCCCGUGCUGCCCGCCGUGGCCGCGGCCACGACCGGCCUGCCGGCCCCGCCGGGCUCGGGGCGCACCGAGCUCAGCAAGUACGGGCUGCCCGGGCUGGCGCAGCUGCGGAGCCGCGAGUCCUACGUGCUGUGCUACGACCCGCGGAGCCGCAGCGCGCUCUGGGUCAUCGAGCAGCUCAACCGGGACACGCUGAGCGGCGCCUCUGACCGCGCCGCCUGCGACUUCCAGGAGGACGACUCGGUGCACGAGUAUCACCGCGCCACCAACGCCGACUACCGCGGCAGCGGCUUCGACCGCGGGCACCUGGCGGCGGCCGCCAACCACAAGUGGAGCCAGAAGGCCAUGCGGGACACGUUCUACCUGAGCAACAUCGCCCCGCAGAAUCCUCACUUAAACCAGAAUGCCUGGAAUAACCUUGAGAAGUACUGCAGGAGCUUGGCAAAGCACAACAGGAAUGUUUAUGUCUGCACAGGACCCCUCUUCCUGCCCAGGACAGAGGCUGAUGGGAAGAUGUAUGUCAAGUACCAGGUGAUUGGGAAGAACAACGUGGCUGUCCCCACCCACUUCUUCAAGGUGCUCAUCUUGGAAAAGGAGAGUGGGGAGAUCGAGCUGCGCUCGUAUGUGAUGCCCAACAGCCCCGUGGAUGAGAAAAUCCCCCUGGAACGGUUCCUGGUCCCCAUCGAGAGCAUCGAGAGAGCCUCGGGGCUGCUCUUUGUCCCAAACAUCCUGAGGAGAACAAGUAACUUGAAAGCCAUCACAGCUGGGAGCAAGAGUUGAACCCUGACUAAGCAAAUCCAGGCAUCCCCUGGGAAGGGACUGAGAGCAGUGACCCACAGAAUCAUAGUUCCUUGUGCAAUUUUAAAUGUGGGAAGAAUCAAACCAAUGCUUCUUUCUACCCCUUCCCCUCUUUUGUGUGACAGUGAAACACAAACACAACGCACAGCAGAUCUCCAGGGAGGUCCUCCAAAGACUCCUGGGCACUUGACACUGUAGCAGCUCUCUAGACUAGAAUUUGUCCCUAAUCCACUGCUCCCCUGGAGUUAUGUGAAGCUCCUUAGAGCACAUAGGGAAGUUACUAAUUUUUGCUGUUUAUCAGGGAAGGAUGGGAAGCAAGAUGGGUACAGUGGGAGGAGAGGAGAAGUUCCUGCCUUCCUGUGGCCAAAGGAUUGUGUGAUUGUUUUCUUUCAGAAGAUGGUUUUAGCAGUAAAGCUUUGACCACCCAUGGUA